AUGAGUGAAAAUCAGUCCUCCUCAUCUUUACAACCUUACAAACCGUUACUUGCCCCAAUAGAUUUACUUGUUAGGCCACUAAGGAAAAGAUUUCGAUUCCAUUUCUAUGGUAAAAAGCAAACGAACAGCAUUGAAAAGCCUGAAUGGUAUUUUACUCAAGUUUCGAAUUGGAUUCGCGAUCAUUCGCAAUAUUUACAAUACACUAUUCAGCCCAUUUUGAAUCAAAAUAAUUUCGAAAAUGUGGAUGCUCGGAUCGAAUUUAUUCGAGGUCUAGUAGUCGUACUAGUCGAAAAAGUAACAUCGGAUAUCCCUUUACUGUUAUCGGAUGACUACUGCUUCUCUCAUAUUAUCGACGAACUAUUGCUUUUUGAAAAUGAACUACACAAUAAAUAUUAUUAUCCUAUUGAAUUGCCUUCUUGCAUCGCCGCUUUAGAAGAUGAUUCUGUCAUCGAUAAAUGGAUUUCAUUAGAAUGGAAAAAUGGGAAGGAGAAAAUCAAUGAAAUUAUCUCUUCAGCAACGGCUUGGAGACCAAAAUAUAAAGAUGUCGCUCAGGAUUGUGAUACCUCUCUAAAAUUUCCUGAAGCAACAGAAAAUAUCUUAACUAUGCUAAUUUUAAUGAAAGAACGAUAUAGCAAAUUGUCUAGCACGUCUUAUAUGAUGCAAUUCGUUCGGAUGCAACUAAGCCUUCUUGACGAAUUAUAUGCCAGAUUUGUUGAAUUAACCAAAAAUGGCCCAAAACAAUUACUAGAUCAGGACUACAGUUACAUUUUAAAUGGAGUCAAUCAUUUAAUUGGAGUGUUAAAAAAAUGGAGUGAUCAAUGGUUUUUCCUGGAUUUAUACGCGAAAGAGGUGAAGCUCAGGAAAGGUGAUGUGAAGUCGUUAGAAGAUGACAGUAAUGAAUCAGAAGUGCUGAAAGAAAAUAAUGAUGCGGUUGAGGGUACAAUAUUCGAUGGAAUUAUUGGACUUUAUAAUAUUUUACUUGACGAAAUGUUGAAUAAGUUGGGCUUAGUUGUCAUGCAAAUCAUAAAAAAGAACGCUAAACCUUACUGUAAACAAAAAUGGUUAUCUAUGCAGUCCAUUCGUGGGUCAACUUUACAGUUGUCACCUUCCGCUUGUGAUAUGUUGGUUAGCGUGAGGGAAUCACUGCAAUAUUAUCAAACCUUCCUCGAUAGUUCUAUCUUUUUAAAGUUUUGGCAACGAUUAGCGCAGGAAAUAAAUGAACAUCUCUAUCAGGAGUUGGUUGUAAGUAAUCUUUUUAAUGAAAAUGGUGCCAAACAACUUGAGUACGAUGUCAAUAAAAAUCUAUUCAUUCUCUUUCGGGAAUACACUCAUCGGCCAGAUAAUUUUUUUAAAGAGCUUAAGGAAGCUUGUGUGUUGUUAAAUUUAAAUAGUGGAUCGGUAAUGCUGUUACAAGAAAUUCUACAAUCAGCCACGAUGGAUUUGGAUGAUAACGAUAUUUCUGCUAGCAAAGCUAGAGCUUCCGCUGUUGCUGCUCUAAAUGAAAUUGGUAUUCAUCGCAUGGAACUGCUAACUGCAUUACAAAUUAUUCAACUUCGUAUUGAUUGGCCCAAGUUAUAG
Trichoplax adhaerens is the source of this 1578-nucleotide messenger RNA. RefSeq lists its product as uncharacterized. The transcript is spliced from 9 exons. The record is from RefSeq and is a predicted model, not a curated record. The coding region runs from base 1 to 1578 and encodes 525 amino acids. Gene Ontology annotation, cellular component: Dsl1/NZR complex. NCBI's taxonomy places the organism in Eukaryota, Metazoa, Placozoa, Uniplacotomia, Trichoplacea, Trichoplacidae. Gene Ontology annotation, biological process: regulation of ER to Golgi vesicle-mediated transport; endoplasmic reticulum to Golgi vesicle-mediated transport; retrograde vesicle-mediated transport, Golgi to endoplasmic reticulum.